Bathycoccus prasinos is the source of this 6195-nucleotide messenger RNA. RefSeq lists its product with no specific name. The record is from RefSeq and is a predicted model, not a curated record. Bases 1 to 6195 code for a protein of 2064 amino acids. Lineage: Eukaryota; Viridiplantae; Chlorophyta; Mamiellophyceae; Mamiellales; Bathycoccaceae. Gene Ontology annotation, molecular function: ubiquitin protein ligase activity. The transcript has a single exon. Gene Ontology annotation, biological process: protein polyubiquitination; proteasome-mediated ubiquitin-dependent protein catabolic process.
AUGAAGAAGAAGAAGUCGACGACAAAAACGACGAAAAUGAAGACGAAGAAAACAUCUGCUUUGCCGACGAAAUCAACAGCUUUGAUUCAGAGGAAGACGAGUUUAGCGCGAGAGAAGAAGAAGAAGCGCAAAAAGAACGACGACGAGAUGACGACGACGACGGAAACGACGAUGGAUUUCGAGGAGGAAGAAGAUGCGAGCGAGAAGAAGACAAAACGACGGAAGAAAAGCGACGACGACGAAGAUAAUUUGUUUCUAUCCGCCUCCGCGCAAAAGAACCCGACGAAGAAAGGGAAGAAAGCAUCUUCGCCCACAUCGAAGUUGUCUUCUUCUUCUUCGUUAAAACAACAGGUACGACAGCGAGGAGAAAAGAAGGUCAAAGAAGCAAAAGAGGAGGAAAAAGGCGACGGUCGCACGCUCGAGAGGAAAACAAAGAGCGACGAUGAGAAGAGAACGAAGACGAUGAAAAAGGGCGAAAAGACGACUUUGUUGUUGUCUUCUGCUUUUUCUACUCAACAACGCUUUGAAACGUUGGCGAAAGGUAAGGGUAAUGAUGGUCUUCCUCUUCCGGCGGCGUCUGGCGCUUUGAUGAAAAAAGAUAAGGCGGAGAAGAAGGAGAAGAAGAAGAAGAUGAAGAAGACUUUGACGGCGAAAAGAACCACGCGCGGGAGGAAGAAGAAGGAAGAAGAGGAGGUGAAGGACAACGAAGAUGCCGACGAAAAGAACCGCGGAGGCAAAAGGUCGGGAGGCGACGAGCAGCCGACGGAAGGGCAAGACGUCUCGAUGAUGCGCGAAGACGACAUCGAUGAAGUCGAUCGAGGAGAAGACUUUGGAGACGACGACGAGGAUGAAGACGCCGACGACGAAGAGUACGGCGGUGGCGGAGACGACUAUCACGACGACGACGACGAGGAAGACGAGGAUGACGAAGACAUCGAUGACGACGACGACGAAGAAGAGUACUCGAACGAGGACGACGAGGACGACGACAACGACUCGGAGGACGAAGGACGCCGAGGCAGUGGCGACCGUCACGAUGGAGGACUUCACGCGUUGCUCUCUCGUCUCGGUGGUGCCAUGGAGGGGAUGGGUGGUGGUUCUCGCGGCGGGAUUUCCGCGCGCCUCAAAGACGUUUUGAAAGCGUUGACGUUUGAUAGAGAAGCCGAGAACGGCGGCAUCGACGAUACGGCCAUUGUCAUCGCUUUGAACGAAUUGUGCGAAAUAGUCGUCACAUCUUCCGAGGAACUCUUAGCAACGAGUCUAUCGCCGGAGCCGUUCGCGAAGGCGUUGUUGAAUUGCUGCAACUUGGAGCACAACCCAGAGUUGAUGCUCUUGGCGGUGCGCGCGAUGACGUCCAUGGCGGACAUUUUGCCAAACACGCGGGGCGCGUUUGUGCGCGCAGGCGCUCUGCCCACGUUGUGUCAAAAGCUCUUCGCCAUAGAAUACAUAGACGUCGCAGAACAAUCGCUCUCCGCGCUUGAAAAACUUACUCGAGGAUAUUACGGCUCAAAAGCCGCCGAAGCAGGUGCGUUGACGGCGGCUUUGGCGCACUUGGAUUUCUUCGGCGUCGGCAUGCAAGGCGUAUCGAUGCAAAUGGCUUCGAACGUGUGCUCGGAAUUUCCAACGAAGUCCUUAUCGCCCGGUGCCGUCGACGCUAUUCCAACGCUCCUCUCUUUGCUCGUUCGAGACGAUCAAAAAGUUGCCACUUUAGCGUGCAACUGCUUGGUCUCUUUGUCGGUGAAAGCUAAGAAAUUAGCCGAUCGAAGAGUUUCGUUUUUGCUUCAAAAGGAAAAAGAACAAAAAGAACAACAACAACAGUUGUUACUGGAUCGACAACCUUCUGCUACUAAGAAAGAAGAAGAACGAGGCGGAACGGCGGCGGCGGCGACGACGACGACGACAAGAACAACGGACGACGCCGCGACUAGCAACGAUAGACAAAAGAAGAAGAAGGAAAAAUCCUCCUCCUCGGAGAUGGACCCGGCGGCGGCGAACGAAACCGUCUCUCUCAUUUUAUCAGACGCGCUCUGCGAACGGUGCUUAGAAAUCGUGCGCGAAGCGGCUGGCACUGCUGGCAGCACGAGUAAUGUAACACACAGCCGCCUGCUUUACAGAGGGUGCGUGAAGAUUCUCGCGACAAUUUUAGAAGCGCGUCCGGAGAUGUCCAUUUUCUUGUUGAAUAACGGCGUCGCGCAGAUUUUGGCCGAACAUUUAGAGAGAUGCAAAAUCGUUCGAGCGAACGUCGGCGUUUCCGAAUACAGCCCGGUACAAUCGAUGGAUGAUUUGCACGACGCCAUGCAUUUGAUUGGGUUGUUAAUACCAUCCCAAGUGAAGAGGAACGACGAGAUCAAGAAAACCUCCGUCUCUCUGGUCGUCGGCGCGGCGGAUUUGCAAAAGCUCUUUGCGAAACCAGAAAACGCCUCGCUCGUUGCAAUUUUCGGCGAAUAUCUCGCGCCGACGCUUUGCCACGUCGCGGAGUCGCCGUCGAAUGUGACCAUUAAACGCAAAGCGCUGUCGACGUUAACAUCGUGGACGCAACUGGUUGACAUCGAGACGUUUGAGAACGUUGCGAGAGAUGAAGCUCCCAUCGCCGCCGUCGUCGCUCGCGCUUUGAUCGAUCCGCAAGGCGAGUUAUUGAAGGAAGCUGCAAAGUUGUGCGCGAUGACGUUGGAGAAAUCUAACGAAGAUACUCAAGAAGAAGAAGCCGAAUUCAUCAAGAGGUUUGCAAAAGAAGGCGGAGCGCACGCUUUGGAGGUUCGCGCGAAAGAGUACAACUUUUUAAUCGCAGAAGCCGCCGAAAAGAGCGCUGGAUCCGAAGAAAAAACGCUUUUGCAUCCAACGACGCCGAGAGAGCCGCAGUUUCAAAUGUCCACGAAUCCAAAAGAAGAAGGUUUGCGAAUCUGCUCGGAAGUUCGUAAUCAAUACUUUGGGCCGGGAAAAGCGCACUUGAUUGCUUCGGAAGGUCUCGAUCGACUUCGCAAGGCGUGCGCGAAACUGAAAACGGCGCCACUCUCGGAUUCGAGCGAAGGCGGCAAAUCGGCCAAGAAUCCGCGAGACGCCAAAGAAUUUUCGUCGGCGUUUGCCAAAAUAUUCGAAGCGCUGGCGACGAGCGAAAUCUCGGCGUUCGAACUCUCCGAAUGCGGCGCGGCGUCGACUUUGCGCAAGUUCCUCUGUGCCUCAGAUGUGCCUUCUUCUCCUAAAACUUCUUCUCCUAAAUCAAGGAGCAUCGAUUGUGAAGAAGCGACGGAGCGUCUCGCCAUUUUCACGCGCGCCGCCGGCGACGCGCCGACGGGCUCGUUUGAAACGCUCGUCCGUCUUCUCGUGGAGACCUUACAAACGCGAGAACGCAUGCCGAUCUCUGUUUCAGAACACGCGACGGCAAAUUCGGAUUCGUCCUACGCGCGAUUUCGCGCCUCGAGCGGUGUACCGUCCUCGCUCGCGCCUUCAGCGAACGCGGGUGACCCUGGGUUGAAUUUGCUCGCGAGACCGCUCAAGGUUCGCUUAAAGCGCGCCUCGAAGUGCGACGCGACCAAAGUUGAAGAUUACGGCAACAGCGUGGUUAUGAUUGAACCGUUAGCGCAGUUAAGCGCAGUCGAAGCAUUCUUGUACUCCCGAGUGAAGAAGAAACCAGUGCCGGCGCAACAACCGCCAAAUGCUUCAAAUACUUCCGCCUCUGCGCCGAACGCCGACGCAAACCGAUCCGCGAGCGCGCCAGAUCGCGAGAUGGAUCACGACGAAGAAGACUUCGACGAAGAAGAAGAUUACGACGAUAUGGACGAGGAGGACUUCCACGACGAAGAGGACGACGACAUGGACGACAUGGAUCACGAAGAAGACUACAUGGACGACGAGGACGACGAAGAGAAUUUGUUGGGUCCAGAAGGCGAGGACACGGCGCAUCCGCCGGCAUCCGCGGAAGAGAUCGCGGCGCCUCCCGCAUCGUCACCGUCGCCGCCACCGCCAUCGCAACAAGAGCAAAGUGCUACUGCUGCUACUGCGCGCGUACCGACGCCGCAAGCAUCGUCUGCUCCUGGUGCUGCUGCUGGAAGAACCUUCGCCUCCGUCGCCGCGGGGAGCGACAUCGCGCGCCCUCGACUCGCCUUCUCGGUCAACGACGGCGACGCGUACAUUCAGGAUACCAAGAACGUCUUAGCCGCAGUCACGCAAGUCUCUAUCGGUGACUCCGUGAAACCAAUGAGUGGACGGUUGUGGGAACAACCGUGCGUGUUAUACUACGACAUUGUGGACACUACCGACCCGAAAUUUAAAGGUAUUAUCAGCGAAGGCGGCGAAGAUUCGAACGACUCGUCGAAACCGGCGACGCUCGUCGAAACCGUGGUGGAGGAAAACCUCUUCGCGAAUCCAUCGGUGAAAAGCGAUGUCAAAGCAAUUUUAGGCCCGGUAGCAUCAACGGUUUUCAACGCGCAAUUCGGGCAUCCAAAUGUUGUGAAAGGUUUGGAGGACGACUUUGUUCGCGACGCGUUGGCGACGUUGACCUUGUGCCAUCUCGUUACGGAAGACGCGAAGAAGAUUUUGCGCACCGCGGGACCAGAGAAAAUAAAGUCUGCUACUGUUCAUACUAAAAAAACGUCUGAUAACAUGCUGGUAAAUGGCGACGACGACGAGGAUAAAAUGCUGCUCAGCGCGGACAGAAUGCGCAUCGCCAACCUUUCCUCAGCGAAAAUGCACGCCGAAAACUUGUUCUUGGCGCCGAAACUCUCCGGAAAGCUUCGCGCGCAGCUUCGCGAUACGCUUUCUGUGUGCGCUCGAAGAGUUCCAGAAUGGACCUCUGCGCUUGCAAAGACGUGCCCGUGGCUGUUCACACUCGACGAGCGCGUUUUGCUGUUUCAUUGCGCCUCUUUCUCCGUCGCGCGUGCGUUGCAUCAGCUCCACGGUGACGGUAAGGCGAGCAACGGGGCCAACGGCAAUGCGGCCAACGCCGGGGCUGCAAAUGCUGGCGGCGAUCCGCGAGGAGGUGCUCGCGUAGGCCGUUUACAACGGCAAAAGGUGCGCAUUCGAAGAGAGCACGCGUUGUCUUCUGCCAUAAAAGUAUUCUCUUCGCCGCAAACGCGCAAACACGUGUUAGAGGUUGAGUUUUACGACGAGGUUGGGACUGGCAUUGGUCCCACGAAUGAAUUUUACGCGUUGGUUUCAAAAGAUUUACAAAGAGCUUCACAUGGGAUAUUUCGAAGUGAACAUAGCGCGACAACGACGACGAAGACAGACAACGCUGAAAGCCUCGUAAACGCGCCACAUGGGUUGUUCCCGAAGCCGUUCCGUGCGGUACCGAACGCCUCGAAAGCGAUUGAGAUUUUCAGAUGCGUCGGACGCGCCAUCGGCAAAGUCUUACAAGACGGUCGAUUAUUGGACGUGAAGUUUAACCCGAACUUUUUCAAGAAGCUGUACGGGUUACCUCUUUGUUUAGACGACCUCGAAUUGCUCGAACCGGAGCUGUUUUCGACUUUGAAAAAACUCGAAACGGCGGUUCGAGACGGGUCCGGGAGACUCGACGGCGCGAAGAUUGAAGAUUUGUGUCUGGAAUUCGCGUUGCCGGAUGGUGCGAAUAUAGAAGGCGCUUCCGUUGCAGACGAAGUUGUCACGGCAGAAAACGCUUCGCGCUACAUCGCAACGGUCGUUGACGAUGUCUUAGGCGCCGGCGUAGAACCGCUCUUCCAGGCUUGCCGCGAGGGUUUUGCCGACAUCGUUUCCAACCCGUCGCAACUUGCCAUGUUUUCCUUAUCUGAAAUCGACGCACUCACGUGUGGCGUGGACGAGCAAACAAAGUGGAGCGAGCGCGACUUACGCGAGCACAUCUUAUGCGAUCAUGGCUACCAAGUCAAUUCCAAACCGGUGGUAAAUUUGCGCGAGAUUUUAACCAACAUGUCAGACGCCGAACGCCGAUCGUUUUUGAAAUUCACGACCGGGUCCCCUCGCUUACCGAUAGGCGGUUUAGCCUCGUUGAACCCAAAAUUAAAAGUCGUUUGCAAACAACCGACCGUUUUAAGCGAAGUUGGUGGUGGAAUGAACGCCGCGGAAAUGAUUAGUGAAGGCACGGAGUUGGCCGAUGCCGAUUUGCCGAGCGCGAUGACGUGCGCGAACUAUUUGAAGCUCCCGCCGUACUCGAGCAAAGAAGCGCUGGAAUUGAAAUUGAAACUGGCAAUCUCCGAAGGCGUCGGCAGCUUCGAUUUGAGUUAA